UGUUUUUUUAACGACUCACUGAAUCAAAAAAAAAAGAGGAGACAAUGGUGGGAUUUUGGAGUCCUCACUUGACAGCUACUUCAGUGAAAGAAGGACCUGUUUUCAGCUUCAGUUCAUCUGAUAUUUCUAGGGAACCUUUUUCUUUAACUGCACCCGAACUGCAAUGGGUAGAAGUGAAUCUGGACAUUGAGCAGGAAGUGGGUCACUUAUUGCGUCUUUUGAACAACCACUAUGUGAAAGAUCGGGCAUCUGUACUUUGUUAUCGCCUUUCUUCUGCGUUUUUGAGAUGGGUUUUACGUGUUCCUGGCUGGAAAAAGGAGUAUCUUGUUGGCGUAGAGGACAAGAACGCUCGUAAGUUGAUUGCGUUUGUUAGUGGAACUCCUUUGACUGUUUUUUGCAAAGAAAGAACCUUUUCCAUGAUUGUAGUGAAUUUUCUUUGUAUUCACGAGCAGUUUCGAGGUCAAGGACUAGCCCCUAUUGUUAUAGAUGAGUUAUCGAGGAGAGCAGCUAUUGAUGGCAUUUUUCAAGCUGUUUUCACAUCUUCUUACACAAAAAUGUUUCGUUCCUUGUCCACUGCUCUUCACUACCACCGUUUUCUGAACGUGCCCAAUCUAGUUAAGGCUGGGUUUUGUCGAGGGCCUCGGAUAGAAAGAUAUUUUCAUGUAGCUUCUUAUCAAAGUUAUCAAUGGGGGCCUUUGGCAGUUGUGGACGUAAAUUCUGUUUUUGAGCUGUUAAAUUCUUUUUUUUCGCGCGAAAAGCUGUUUUAUCCCAAAUUUUCUCGAAACCAGUUUUGUCACUUGUUCCUUCCCAGACAAGGUAUUGCGCAUUCUUUUGUAGCUCGAACUGAGAAGGGAGGUGGAAUUGUUGCUUUUUCUAGUUUUUACGAGGUGUUGCUGGCAAGUUCAAACGGGACGGUGAAAAUGGCGAAGGAACUUUAUUCUGGUUGCCUUCCUUCCAUUUCCUUGGAAGCAGUCAGAAAAGACAUGGUAGUUGAAGCGAAAAAGCGCCAGAUGGAUGUUUACACUUUGUUAGGAGACCAAACUCAAACCGAGCAAAUGAAAGAAAUUCGAACGGUUCAAGGGACUGGUUUUCUGUCCUAUUUUCUGUUCAACUGGAGGACCGAGUGCAUUCCAUUUAAUCAGAUAGCGUUUACCGUUCCUUGAACUACCCGCUUGAUGUCUUUAU
This is a messenger RNA of Galdieria sulphuraria, 1185 nucleotides long. RefSeq names its product glycylpeptide N-tetradecanoyltransferase/ myristoyltransferase. Bases 45 to 1163 code for a protein of 372 amino acids. Gene Ontology annotation, molecular function: glycylpeptide N-tetradecanoyltransferase activity. Gene Ontology annotation, cellular component: cytoplasm. The transcript has a single exon. The record is from RefSeq and is a predicted model, not a curated record. Gene Ontology annotation, biological process: N-terminal peptidyl-glycine N-myristoylation. Lineage: Eukaryota; Rhodophyta; Bangiophyceae; Galdieriales; Galdieriaceae.